UUUGUUUGAAUAUGCGGGGGUCUUUAGAAAUGGACGCCAAAUGUAGUUUUUCCGUUAUAACAUACUGUAUUUCCAUUUUUUAUCUCCAUUUGUUUAUAUGAAAAACGAAUUGUUUAUAAGGAAAAUAAUUUAUUAUAUUUACAAGUUAUCCUUAAUUUUGAAAGGCUUAAAACGAAUAGAUUUUAUAAAAGAAAAUGUUUUCUUUCUCCAUUGCAUGAUCACUAUUUGUAUCGUAAACUAAAAAUACAUGAGUGCGUAAGAUUCUUUCUUUUUUAUUACAUUUCUUUAUGAAUGGUUAUUAUGGAGAAAUAUCAGUAUAUGAGAGCAUUUAUAUCAGCUGCAUCGGAAUAUGCAAAACAUCCCAGUGAAACGACCAUAUCUGCUAUACAAAGAAAUCUUGGGGUCAUAAGCGUAUCAUUGGAUCUCAGCAUUUUUGAUCCUACAACUUCUAUAGCAGCUGAAUUUUAUGUCAGCUUACAUGAGCUUAUGAAUUCUUUAGGAUCUAGAACGACAUUAAUUUGGAGUACUGUAGAUGUUCUACAAAAUGCUUGUCGAAAUACUAAUGCCAGACAAGCUCUUAUACAUACUUAUAAAUUUGCUCCUAUAUUAGCUAGAUUAUUGGAGGCCAACUUGACAAGCGAGAAAAGAAUACGUGUUUUGAAACUUCUACAGGAAUUAACUUAUGGCGUAAAAAUUUCUUGGCAAGAAGCACAUUUACCAUAUUUAAUAUCCAUUUUAACACAAUGGGUAAUGCAAGUGAAAGAAGAAGAAAUUGUUGCCCUUUCAUUAGGUGUACUUGUAAAUCUUUGUUACAAAAAUCUUGCAGCAGUUUAUACAUUAAUGCGUACCAUUGAUACAAAAACAUUUAUACGAACGUUACUAAAGAUUCAAAUCAAUAAUGUUAGUACAAGCGUUCCAUGUUGUAAACUUUUGAUUAUAUUGGAACAUACUAAUACAAAUAUCUCAGAAAAACAUAUAUUGGAUUUUGCUGCUGUUACAUUUACAAGUUUAAUCAGUGCUCUUCAAAAAAAAGAUGUAUUAUUGCUAAGACAUAUUAUUGAUUUCUUUGAUGAUGUUGGUCAGAAUGAACAUUCACGAACUAUACUACUUACAUAUGCAAAUUAUAGUAAAGAUGUAGAACGAUUAUUGGCUACUUUAGAAUCUAAUUCUGAUCCAGACUGUGUUGCUCUUUUAAUGGAAUUUUUACUAUCAUUAGUGAAAUUAAAAGUGAUUGCUUUGAUUCCAUUAUACCCAGUAUGUGUGAAAUCAGCUAUGACAUGGGUACCUGUAGAACAAGUAUGUUCUAAGGCACUAGCACUCAUUAGAAUAAUUGUGAUUGAAUCACGCCGUACCAGGGUUUCUACAGAAGUUCUAACAGAACUAGAUCCAUCUGUGCUUAUGCUUAUAACUAGCACAGAAGAUGAUGAAACACAAGAAAAAAAUGAACUACACAAUAUUGAGGCACAAGGAAGACUUGCUGAAUUAAUGCAAUUAUUUCAAGAAAUGGUGAAAAUUUCAGGACUUCGAUCAAAGGUGUUAAAAACAUUUAGUGAACAAGCAAUGCGUAAGCUGUUAAAACCAAUAUUGGAAUAUGAAGAAACUACAAAUAGGGACUGGCCUGGAAAUCUUAUUCAAAAUUCAACAACAAAUCUUUAUAUACAUGCCUUAGUUUUAACAGCAGAUUUGGCAGCUAAUAAUUCAAAUUGGUUAACAUUAUAUUCCGAAUUACUUCGAAAAAAACAAAUACAAAUGAUAAUGGCAUUAGCAUUAUUCACGGGUGAUGGGGAAAUUAAGCAAAAAGUUCUACAAUUAACAUCAUCUGUAGGUUUUCCACAAGAAUGUGUUGCUGCAGUAGCACAAUGUAUGAGACAAUUAGAACCUUUAGUUUUGGUACAAAGCAAUGCUAAUACUGUAACAGGAAUUGGAAUUAAACCUAACAUUAAUUAUAAUGGGAAUGAAAUGGCUCCAUUAUUUUCGUUUGGUCAAGAGGAACGUCUUAAUACUUUUAUAAGCAAGCUUGAAACAGCUAUUGAAUCUAAUCAAAUAGGAGAUAUUACAACUUCUGCUGUAAUGGAACUGUACGAAUACAAAUUAGCAGCUAUGAGACACGCAGAAAGAGCCAUGCAGUCUAGCUUAGAAGCUGCAAAUAAUCAUGCCACUAGUCUGCAACAUCGAUUGGCACAAGUAAUAGCAGAAUCUAGUCGUUUGCAUCAAAUGUUAUUUGAUAGUCAACAAUGCUUAGAAGGUAUAAAAGCUGAAAAAGUUGCAUUAGCAACAAAACUUAAUGAAUCAGAGGAUCAAACGAAGAAAACACAUUCUCUUAAAGCACAAGAAAUUAACGGAUUAAAAAAAAUUGUAACAGAAAAAUCUGCAAAUAUAGAGCUAUUGAAUAAAACAUUGGCAGAACGUAUAAAAGAGGUAGAAACCUGCAUGAACAAAAUUGAAACAUUAAAUAAAAAAAUAGUAGAAUUGGAGACUGAAUAUUCGGCUGCAGUAGCAAAUUCUACAGAGAUGACUAAUAAAAACCAUGAGUUAGGCAAACUUUUAUAUAAAAUGCAAGAUUCCAUUAACAAAAAAGAACAAGUAAUAGAAUUAAAAAAUAGCGAAAUAGAAGCUAAUCAGAAAGAUAUAUCGGCAUUAAAACAAGAAAUUCAACAAUUAACCAAAUUGACUCAUUCUUAUGAACAAACUUUAGCUGAAAAAGAUCAAAACAUACAGAGAAUGACUGCAGAAUUAACAGAUCUAAGUAGAAUGAGAGAUAUGAUUUUCGAACUUACUGCCAAGAAAAAGGAUGAUUUAAAUACAACUUAGCAGAACAAUAAAAUAAGACAAUUUUAUAUACGUGACUAAAAAUAGUAUUGUUACAAAUUUGUCUCUUUUAUUAGUUCUCCUUUAUUUAUGAAAUGUGACACUACUAUUUUCAUAAAGAAUUAUAUGUAAAAUACGAUUUUCAUAUUUUACUAUCAGAUUUGCAAUAUGCUGUGCAUUUAAUAAUGUUUUUUUACACUUAUGAAAACUUUAAAAAAUAUAAAACUAAUAUAGUUUGUAAAAUAUACUCUAUCCUUAAAGAAAACAAAAGAUCAGGAGUAUUAAAGAAAAAUAUUUGUAAAUAAUCAUUAUUACUAAUACACUUUAUUACAUAAUCUUGUCAGAUAACAUCAAUAUUAUUAAAUUCUUAUUGUAAUAGAAUGUAAUUUUUUUUUUUUUUUGUUAUUCGAAGUCAAUUUUUCAAUUUUGUUUCCUCAAAUUUUACAAUUUUGAAAUACAUCAAACUAAAUUUUGUUAUAAACGUUUCCAGCUUUAGUAUAUUUUAAUCUCAUAUAGAUUAUUAUUAUACUAGCAUAGAAACUAAAUUAAAUAUAAUAUAGUCUAAAGAUAUAGAAUAUAAAUACAUAUAAAAAAGAAAUUUCAACUAUACGAUAUCAACACAUAAUCAUAUUGGAAUAAACAUGCAUAAGCACUGUAUUUGAACUAAUAUAGCAGGAAUUACAAAAGUAAUAAAGUUAGAACUAUAAACAUUUAACAAAUCUAUUCGAACUUUUUUUCAUAUAUAUGAAAUGCCAACAAUAUUUAAAUGUACAUCGACUUAUGCUUUAAUAUUCUUCUCAUGACUUUAAAAGAUUCUUAUUGAAUUACAUGUAAUUAUUAAGUUAUAUACACGAUUGGUUUUGAAUGUCUUAUCUGUUCUAUCUGUACGCUGCAUGCGUUUUAAAUAAAAACAAAAUAAUACGUCCAUACAGGAUGUUUCAAAAUAACUAUUUCUAAUUUUGAAAUAUAAUGGAGGGCAUCUAAUUAAACACUUUUUCAUAAUAGUAUCGGGAAGUAUUUCCGUACUUAAUAAGAUAAAAGUUGAAACUCUUGAAUCUUUAUUAUCAUUCUCUAAUUAAUUAGGUAACUUUUAUAUCUAAUGUCAUAUUAAAUCAAUCGUUUAUUAGAGACAUAUAUCAAUACUGAAGAAGAGUUAGUUGUGUUAAAACUAUUUUUACUUUUGAUGAUCUUCGUAACUAUUUGUAAAUAUUUCAAAGAAUUUGUUGUUCAAUUAAACGGCAUUCGUAUGUCAACAAAGGCAGUCGUAAUACUGAACAAUUUUUAUAAUUGUUUUAAUACCUACCAAUUUACGAUAAUUUCACUAAUUUACGGUCAUUAAACUAAAAAAAUUGCGUUGGAAAUUAUUUGAAGUUUCCUUUUCAUAUCGUA
Messenger RNA from Vespula vulgaris, 4197 nucleotides. RefSeq lists its product as uncharacterized. The record is from RefSeq and is a predicted model, not a curated record. The transcript has 10 exons. Bases 292 to 2811 code for a protein of 839 amino acids. NCBI's taxonomy places the organism in Eukaryota, Metazoa, Arthropoda, Insecta, Hymenoptera, Vespidae.